AUGCAAGAUAAAGUUAAAAUUCUCAUGCUCGGUGAAAGAAGUGUCGGAAAAUCCUCUCUCUUAAAUCGCUAUAUCGAUGACAAGUUUUACGACACCAUUCAAGCCACUCUCGGAGUCGAAUACAAAUAAAAAGUGAUUACUAAUGGCGAAUCGUAACUUACUGUUUAAGUAUGGGAUACUGCAGGCUAAGAGAGAUUCAGAUACAUCGCUCCUAUUUAUUAUCGAAAUGCUCAAGGGGUUCCCAUGGUCUAUAGCGUCGUCGAUCGAGAUUCGUUCAAUCAAGUGCAAACCUGGAUGGACUAUCUCAAGGAUCAGGUCGAUAAUCAACUGAUAUCCAUUAUUCUGGUUGCCAAUAAAUGUGAUCUUGAAAACAGACAUGUCUCCACAUCUGAAGGUUAAGAAUUGGCAUAACUCUACUCAGUCAGAUAUUUUGAAUGCUCAGCCAAAACAGGAGCCCAAGUCAAAGAAAUGUAUUCAGAAUUAAUUUAAUAAAUUCUCUCUAAAAGAAUACAAAAUAAUGAAGAAUCCCAAAGACUCAGAAAUUUCCCUCAAGAUUAAGUAGAUAAUACAUAACCAUAAAAGUGCUGUUGA
Paramecium tetraurelia is the source of this 591-nucleotide messenger RNA. RefSeq lists its product as uncharacterized. The transcript has 3 exons. The record is from RefSeq and is a predicted model, not a curated record. NCBI's taxonomy places the organism in Eukaryota, Ciliophora, Oligohymenophorea, Peniculida, Parameciidae. Gene Ontology annotation, molecular function: GTPase activity; GTP binding.